AUGGGUUCAAUUACAGGGUCAAGAUGUGUGAUCACCUCCCUUUUGGAUACUGAUCUUUACAAGAUCUUUAUGCAAGCAGCAGUAUACAAGCAAUUCCCCGAUACCGAGGUAAAAUAUUGGUAUAAAAACCGGACCCCAGACUUAAAGCUCAACUCUAAAGCGAUUGAAUGGGUGAAAGAACAAAUCUCUUUAAUGGGAGACCUUAGGUUCACUCCCCAAGAAAUCGCAUACUUGGGGAAAACUUUACCGCAAUUGCUGGCUGAGUAUCUUGACUAUUUGAAAACGUUCAAACUCGAUCCAGCUUUGCAAAUUAAAUAUAUUGCUGGUGAGGAUUUUGAGUUGGAGAUUGUAGGGCCUUGGAGCAGCACCAUACUCUACGAAAUCCCGCUAUUGGCUAUAAUCUCGGAAGCUUAUUUCAAGUUUGUUGAUACUUGUUGGGAUUACACGGGCCAGUACGAAAAUGCUAAAUCCAAAGUUAUCAAAUUGAUUCAAAAUGGGUGCGUUUUUAGCGAAUUUGGAACUCGCAGAAGAAGAUCGUUUGAAGCACAAGAAAUUGUGAUAAAAGCAAUUAAAGAUGUUGUUGCAGAGUCAAAAACAAAGUACAUCCAAGGUACCUCCAACGUGCUCCUUGCUAUGCAAUAUGGUUUGACUCCAACGGGAACUGUUGCUCAUGAAUGGUAUAUGGGAAUCGCGGCUAUUACACAGAACUACAAGGAAGCCAAUAAGCUUGCCAUGGACUACUGGAUCGAUACUUUUGGUCCAAAGUAUGCCGGUUUAGCAUUAACAGAUACUUUUGGCACGGAUAACUACCUUGAGUUUUUCACCUCGCCGUACAUUGAUAUCUAUGCUGGUGUAAGACAGGACUCGGGGGAUCCGGAACUAUUUGCAGAAAAGAUUGCAACUCAUUACGAAAAACACCAUAUUCCAAAAAACACCAAAGUGAUUUGUUUCAGUGACUCCCUCAAUAUUGAGAAAUGCAUAAAGUAUAAAGAAACUGCUACAAAGCUAGGUCUUUUAUCUACUUUUGGCAUAGGCACUUUUUUUACAAAUGAUUUUACAAACUCAUCUACAGGCGAAAAGUCCUUGCCUUUGAACAUUGUUAUAAAAUUAAAGGAAGCCAAUGGGGAACCAUGUAUAAAAAUAAGUGAUAACAUUGGGAAGAACAUGGGAGACGAAAAAACCGUCGAGAGGGUAAAGCGAGAAUUGGGAUACAUUGAGAGAGCUUGGGACGAAGGCGAUGAGACCCAUAGGUGGUAA
This is a messenger RNA of Lodderomyces oxycetoniae, 1257 nucleotides long. RefSeq names its product nicotinate phosphoribosyltransferase (gene NPT1). The coding region runs from base 1 to 1257 and encodes 418 amino acids. Gene Ontology annotation, cellular component: cytosol. Gene Ontology annotation, biological process: NAD+ biosynthetic process via the salvage pathway. Gene Ontology annotation, molecular function: nicotinate phosphoribosyltransferase activity. NCBI's taxonomy places the organism in Eukaryota, Fungi, Ascomycota, Pichiomycetes, Serinales, Debaryomycetaceae. The transcript has a single exon. The record is from RefSeq and is a predicted model, not a curated record.